AUGUCUCGUCUCAUUUCUGUCCUCCUCAACGGGCUCAUGGCCUCCCCUAUCUUGGCUAGCAUCUCGUCUCCCAACUAUCUCCCCUUCGCGCUCGAAAAGCGUGACUGCGGCUUCAGCUACUGCGACUGCCAACGCGUUCAGUGCUUUCUGGACUUCUGCUUCGACGACCAUGUCGACCCCUGGGUCCUGGUUGAUAGUGCCUUGAACCCCUACUAUGGAGUUGAUUGCGGUCAGUUCGACCACUGGCAACGGAACGAGCCCGCAGAGUACUGCAAUAACGGCCUUCGCAAGGGCAACGGUCUCUUCUACAUCAACCGCAAGUUCGGGUCUCUAGGCAAGAGCUUCACUGUCGACUACAAGAACGAAAACGCCAACGAUCCCAGCCGUGGCUCCGUGGCAGCGCGUUGCUACCCUGUCCAGGACGUCCAGUGCAAGUGUCACUCACGAUACAACGCGGAGAAGCACGACUGCUCGAACACCUGCGGCUAA
This is a messenger RNA of Colletotrichum siamense, 489 nucleotides long. RefSeq lists its product as uncharacterized. The coding region runs from base 1 to 489 and encodes 162 amino acids. The record is from RefSeq and is a predicted model, not a curated record. The transcript has 2 exons. Lineage: Eukaryota; Fungi; Ascomycota; Sordariomycetes; Glomerellales; Glomerellaceae.